Molecule: messenger RNA, 3948 nt
Organism: Lycium barbarum (goji berry)
Lineage: Eukaryota; Viridiplantae; Streptophyta; Magnoliopsida; Solanales; Solanaceae
Product: myosin-binding protein 3-like
Exons: 4
Coding region: 225-3155 (976 amino acids)
Molecular function (GO): myosin binding
Source: RefSeq, a predicted model, not a curated record
CAUUUGGCCUCACUUUCUCAUUAUUCAUUCCAAAAUAAAAAUCGUCUCUUCAUCUAAUCUACUUUAAACUGUUUUCCCUCUUUUUUCCACCUUCACUCCUCUCUUUUUCUCUUUCAAGAUUAUGUUCCAUUGAUUCUUUAAUUAUCUCUAUGUAUAUGUCAAGAAAAACAAGUUUCUAACAAGUUUCAUUUUAGUGUAUUUUCCUUUGAUCAUCAUCAUCAUAAAUGGCUGCUAACAAGUUUGCAACCAUGUUACACAAAAACACCAACAAGAUCACACUUAUUCUUAUCUAUGCAAUCUUAGAAUGGACUCUAAUAAUUCUACUUCUUCUCAACUCUCUUUUCUCUUACAUGAUCAUCAAAUUUGCUGAUUAUUUUGGCCUAAAACCACCUUGUCCAUUGUGUUCUAGAGUUGAUCAUCUAUUUGAUCAUCAAAAGACUAAAACUCUGAACAAAAAUCAUCUCUGUGAAGCUCAUAACACUGAGAUUGCCAAAUUGGGAUUUUGUUCAAAUCAUCAGAAGUUGGUUGAAUCUCAAGACAUGUGUGAGGAUUGCUUGUCCUCACAACCCGAUUUUCGUGGUGUUUCGGAGGAUUUAGCUUUGUUUGAAUUGAUCAAGAAUGGUAAGGAAGUUAAUGUGGAGAAUUGUGAAGUGAGUUUGAAGUGUUCUUGUUGUGGUGUGAACUUGGAGAGAAAAUUUUCAACUACUACUAAUUAUAUUUUGAUUAAGCCUUGUUUUGAUGAUUUGGGAUAUGCCCAAAAGGGAAAUUUGGUUGUUGAUUCAGUAGAUGAUGAGAACAAAUGUGAUGAUUUGGAUAAAGAAAGAUCAGAUCUUGCUAUAGAAAGUUGUGGAAAUGAAGAAAAGAUUAGUCUCUCUGAUGAUUUGAAUAAAGAAAGAUCAGAUUUUUCCAUAGAUAGCUGUAGGAAUGAAGAAAAGAAUGAUCUUUCUGAUGAUUUGGAUAAAGAAAGAUCAGAUAUUGCAAUUGAAAGCUUUGGAAAUGAAGAAAAGAUUAAUCUUUGUGAUGAUUUGGAUAAAGAAAGAUCAGAUUUUGCCAUUGAAAGCUGUGGAAAUGAAGAGAAGACUAGUCUUUGUGAUGAUUUGGAUAAAGAAAGAUCCGAUUUUGUUAUUGAAAGCUGUGGAAAUGAAGAAAAGACUAAUCUUUCUGACGAUUUGGUUGUUGAAGGAGUAACAGAUUGCAUAAAGGAGAACUGUAGAGAAAGGAUAAUGAAAGAUCAAGCUGUUCAAGUUUGUUUGACAGAUGACUUAUCUUUUGAAUUUUCUCCUCAGCACUUGGAUUUUGUUGUUGAAUGUAGUGGUCAUAAGUUGAUUCCUAUUGAAUUGAUUGAUUCAACAACUGAGGAUGAUCAUAGAAAAAACCAAGAGACGGACCAAAAUCGUAAAAAGAAUGAUGAUGAAGUCAGUUUGGACACUAAGGAACAAGUCAAUGAAGAAGUUGAAGUGGUUGUAGAGAACAAAGUUGCAGAAGUAGAAGAAGAGACAAUAAUUUCAUUUCUUGAUUCCAUGGAGAUGAAAAAAGAUGAAAAUGGUUUGGUUCUAAAUGAACAAUUUGACAAUAUUCAAUUGCACCAAGGACCUGCCAGAGAUAACGUUCAAAUAGUGGCUGAAAGUGUAAGGGAAGAAGAAGGUUUAGAUGUUUCACCAGUUUCAGAAGAGGUUUCCCAAAUGGCACCAAUUAAUGAAACUGAUGCAGAAGUGUCAAUUGGAAAUGAGAUUCCUGAUAUGGAUCUCUCAGAUGAGAUUCCAUGUCAAGUAGCUCUUAAUACAUGUAAACAUGAAGAACCUUCCACAAGUUUUGCCCAUUUCCAUGAAGUAGAUCAACAUGGUCCUGAAGAAGAUCAAGAAAAACUAUUAGAACUGAAAUUAGUAUCAGUUGAGUUUGAUGAGCGUGUGAUGGACAACCAAUCAUCUAUCUCUUCAAAACUGAAUGAGAUUGAAGAAGAUAAAGUUCCAGAAACGCCAACUUCUAUAGAUAGCUUCCAACAGUUACAUAAGAAAUUACUGCUCCUUGAGAAGAAAGAUUUUGGAACUGAGUCUUUGGAUGGGAGUGUGGUUAGUGAGUUAGAAGGUGGAGAUACAGUUUCAACGAUUGAACACUUGAAAUCAGCAUUAACUGCUGAGAGAAAGGCUCUACACGCUUUGUAUACUGAGUUAGAAGAAGAGAGGAGUGCUUCUGCUGUGGCUGCUAAUCAAACAAUAGCUAUGAUAAAUAAGCUUCAAGAAGAAAAAUCAGCAAUGCAGAUGGAAGCUUUGCAAUACCAAAGAAUGAUGGAAGAACAAUCGGAGUAUGAUCAAGAAGCAUUGCAACUACUGAACGAGCUCAUGGUAAAGAGGGAGAAGGAAAAACAAGAGCUAGAGAAAGAAUUGGAAAUAUGUAGGAAAAGGUUAUUGGAAUAUGAAGCAAAAGAAAAGACGACGAGGAUGUUGAAGAGUAGAAGCAAGGAUAGUAGUGCACGAAGCGGAUUUUCAUCAGCCACAGAGGACAGUGAGGAGUUGUCUAUUGAUUUGAAUAAAGAAGUAAAGGAAGAUGAAAGCUUUUAUGGUCAUCAAGAAUGUGAGGAUGAUAAAGUUCGUGUCGAUGCUGUUCUAGAAUUGGAAGAAUCGUUUGUUGAUUUCGAGGAAGAGAGGAUGUCGAUUCUUGAGCAGCUAAAGAUGUUGGAAGAAAAACUUAUUACUAUAGAUGAUGAGGAUGGUAGGCCAAUGGAAGAUUCAUAUAGAGAGAAUGGAGAUCAUAAAGAGGAAAUUUCUCAUUUAAAUGGAGAGAUAAAUGAUCGUGCCAACGGUUUUUUGAGUGAAAUGAAUGGGAAACUAAUUGUCAAUGCAGAGGGAAAGGGGCUUCUUCCACUUUUUGAUGACGCAAUGAGCGACGAAAAUGGAGAUGUUAUGCUAAAUGGCCAUGAAAAUGGAUUCCAUUCCGAUGUGGAUAACAAGAAGCUAGAUGUGGAAGAGGAGUUGGAUCAUCUACAUGAAAGGCUACAAGCUCUUGAGGCAGAUAGGGAGUUCCUAAAGAACUGCGUUAGUUCAUUGAAGAAAGGCGAUAAAGGGAUGGAUCUUCUUCAUGAGAUCUUACAACAUCUUCGUGAUCUAAAAAACGUUGAUCUUCGUGAAAGGAGCUCAUGUAAUGGUCUCAUAUUAUAGUCAGGUUCUAGCUGAAUUAUCGCGACAAAGAAGAUAAUUGCUAUUUAGCUAAAACGGGAACUCAACGAUGCAACAGAUAUCUAUGGAAUAGCCGAAAAAACUCUGUUUUCAUUGCAGAAAUAUUAUGGAAGGGUAAAAUGUAAAUCCCUUGACAGAGAGAUCAGGCCCUGGAAAUGGUCUGGGUAUUUUGGUCCUAAUGGUAGACACCAAUGGUUUUGCGGUCUGCCUAAGUUUUUGUUCUGAAGCUUCAAUGAUCAUUUGUCAAAGUUAAACCAAAAAAAUGAUAGUGUCCGAGUCAGCUUACGUGCGUCUCCACUUUUUGUGGGCAAAAGGUGGGGAAUGAUGAAUGUGUUUGUGUGGUCCAGUUAGGGCGAAGCCAUUCUGUGUUUGAAAAAAAAAAAAAAAAAAAACUGUGGUGGCUGAGUUAGCUUAUGUGCGAAAUUAUUUUAUCAGCUACCUGCUAUCUUUCACUAGUACAAAUCUGGCUUUUGUAGGUUGUGAAAGGGAAAAAGCACUGGCUUGCAAAGCUGGAGAGGGUCCAACAAAGAUUCCAGUGCCAACCAAUUUGUCCUUGUUUAUUGUAGACAAUUAGGAGCAGAAACAUUUUUUUUUUUCUACUUUUAUCAUUUUAAAGGGUUAAGGCAUAGAGGGAAAGUAACUUCUUUUUGCCUUAUCUCUCAUCUUUUUCAUCAUUUCAUCACAUGAGAUUUGUUAUUGUUUUAGAAGGCAAAGUUGUCUAGUUGUACACUACAUGUAUCUUUGUAAGAGUAUACAAAGAGUGAGUGUUUCUGUA